CUAAAAUCGACCAGGACGUCUGGUGCCGCAUCAGACCCCGAGGAAGAGAGAGAGAGAGAGGGGACGGGGAAAGCGGACGAAACCCUAGAGAGAGGAGAGUGACUGAGGAGCUUUUCUUGAGGUUAUUGUCACGGAGAUAUACUUGAGAUAGAAGUGGGGUUGGAGAAGUCAAUGACGCUUUAAGGUGCCCGAUCACUUCUGAUAACGAAAGGCAGCAGCUUCUGGCAGGUCAAAAAUUUCUCCAUUUGCAUUACUGAGUAAUGCCAGUUUAUAAGUGAGAGGAAGGCAAUGCGGUAGAGAAGCUCUGGAAGCGCACAGAGCAUUCAGGCCUUGGAGUUCCUCUGCUAUUUGCUUAGGAACUCCAUUUUUGUUUUAGGUUGGAUGGUGCUGGCCUGGUGGCAUAAAAACAUAGGAUGAUGAGGGAUCCUGUUAGAGUAGCAUUGUUUUCGAACUCCAUCUCUGGAUUUGGAUGCUCCGUCGAACACUAGAUGGGUUUUCUUUGCUCCGUUUUGAAGUUUGCUGCUCUACUUUUGGUUGUAUUGGUGUCGAUGAGAGCAAAUGCACAAGCACCGAACUCCUCUCGAUCUUUAGAUGCGGUUCUACAGGAUUAUGCUUACAGAGCUUUUGUGCGUCCCCGCACAGGUGUUAUCUAUGAUGCAUCCGUUCCUGAAACUAUCUAUGGAGUAAAGCUGUCCGUUGUAAGGCUUCGAAGUGGCAGUUUACGGGCCAGAGGAGUUCAGUUUUAUGAAUUUCAGUUCCCUCCUGGAGUUCGGGGGUGGCCUUAUGUAGAGAGACUUGCACUGGUUUACCAGAAUCUGGUUAACUGGUCUUCCUUUUAUUAUCAUGUUCCUGGUCAUACGCUAGUUUCUCCUGUAUUAGGCAUACUGGCUUAUGAAGCAUCAAAUCUGACUGCAACUAAUUUGCCUGAGUUGAACGUUGCUGCUACAAUGAGACCCAUUUCAGUUAACUUUUCAAGUACAACAAUUCCCAGUGGAUUAACGGCAAAAUGUGUGCGUUUUGAUUUGAAUGGUUCACUGGAAUAUAGUAAUCUUUCAGCACCAAAUACUUGCUCGACAUUGAAACAAGGUCAUUUCUCGCUAGUCGUUGAAUCGAUUGCUCCAGUUUCAGCUCCCUCUCCAGCUCCUUCGGAGGUUCCACCUUCACCCCCUCCAAAUCAAGUUCCGGCACCAGGUGGAGUGGAAUCUCAAGGAAAAAGUAGCUCAAAAUUGUGGAAGGUUACUGUUGGUUCCGUGGUUGGUGGGUUUGUUGUGGUGGCGGGUCUAGCAAUUUGUGCAAUUGCACUACUGAGGUUGAAGCGGAAAUCGCAGUUAGCAGCCAUGGAACAGCAGGCUGACCAAGGAGAAGCACUGCGUGUGUCAGAAAUUGGCAGUACUAAAGCCCCGGCUGCAAUAGGAACUCGAACGCAGCCGAUUUUGGAGACCGAGUAUGUUGCUUGAAUAUUACAAUGCACAUAAUUUUGGUAAGUUUUUUAUGAAGAAGCAAGAUUGCAAGAAGGAGCUGCUCUUAUGAAGGUCUUUCCAUGCUAUGGUUGUGGUAGUGGCUAACCGGCUGGUCCUAAAUUGGGUUGCUUCUUGGCUUCUUCUUCUCUGGUUUUGGGUGAUUUUUCAGCUUCCAUGUAUCCAAAAAGGGUUAUCUGGAACUGAUUAAGAUGGUUGCUUGAUUGAGAUCGAAGAAAAGAAAACUAAUGGGUCCUUUUAAAUUUAUAAUGGUAUUAUUUUUGUACAAAAUGAAGCAGUAGCCUCUGCAAUAUGUAGUCUGGUUGAUUUCAGCUAGAUGAAGUGCACCUGAAUCAUCAAAUUACCUGGUUCUGCGAUUUGCUUUGCUCCCCAGCUCUUGUCGUGGUUGUUUCUACAUCUCUUCCAUUUCUGGCAAGCUCCCAUUGUUGUCUAGUGAUGUUUGGUGUGGCUCCAGAAUUGAGGCCUCUGGUAUUUGUUUUAUUUUUUGUAUUGUUGGUUGCUCCGCUGGCCCACUGGGCCUGCACAGCAAAUAAAAGCUAGGAACUUGUCACUGAUUUUUCGUUGGCCUCAGUUGUAAUAAUCCACUAUUUGGUUGUAUUUCUUGAUUGUAGUACUUUCGUGUUGUAGUCAAUGCAGCUGUUUGCCUUCAUUCUUCAA
Messenger RNA from Nymphaea colorata (pocket water lily), 2135 nucleotides. RefSeq lists its product as uncharacterized. Lineage: Eukaryota; Viridiplantae; Streptophyta; Magnoliopsida; Nymphaeales; Nymphaeaceae. Gene Ontology annotation, cellular component: membrane. The transcript has 2 exons. Bases 489 to 1457 code for a protein of 322 amino acids. The record is from RefSeq and is a predicted model, not a curated record.